AUGGCUGCCGUCGUGUGUGACCCAGGGGAAGCGACCAAGUUGCUGUAUGACCUUCUGUACACCGAGCCCAUCAAGAUAGUCCUGAUGCCCGGCUGCAGCGGCGUCUCCACGCUGGUCGCUGAAGCUGCUCGCAUGUGGAACCUCAUCGUGCUGUCCUACGGCUCCAGCUCGCCGGCCUUAUCCAACCGUCAGCGUUUCCCCACCUUCUUCCGCACCCACCCCUCGGCCACGCUCCACAACCCCACCAGGGUGCGGCUCUUCCAGAAGUGGAAGUGGACUCGCAUCGCCACCAUCCAGCAGACCACCGAAGUGUUCACCUCAACGCUGGACGAUCUUGAGGAGAGGACGAAGGAGGCCGGCAUCGAGAUCAGCGUUCGCCAGAGUUUCCUCACCGACCCGGCUGUCGCUGUCAAGAACCUCAAGCGCCAGGAUGCCAGGAUCAUUGUGGGGCUCUUUUAUGAGACCGAAGCCAGAAAGGUGUUUUGUGAGGUGUUCAAGGAGAAGCUCUACGGGAAGAAGUACGUCUGGUUCCUGAUUGGCUGGUACGCAGACAACUGGUUCAAGAUCAAAGACCCGGCUAUCAACUGCACAGUGGAGAACAUGACGGAGGCCGUGGAGGGUCACGUGACCACGGAGAUCGUCAUGUUGAACCCAGAGACGGUCCGCGGCGUCUCCAACAUGACAUCGCAGGAGUUUAUCGCCGCCUUGAUGUCUCGGCUCGGAGGGAAGAACCCGGAGGAGACCGGCGGGUUUCAAGAGGCUCCUCUGGCCUACGACGCAGUGUGGGCCCUGGCCCUCGCCCUCAAUAAGACCGUCGCACCGCUGAAGGCCAAGGGUCGACGUCUGGAGGACUUCAAUUACAACAACCACGACAUCACCUCAGAGAUCUACAGAGCCCUGAACACGAGCUCCUUCGAAGGUGUUUCGGGCCAGGUGGUGUUUGACGCCCAGGGUUCCAGGAUGGCCAUGACGCUGAUCGAACAACUGCAAGGAGGCAGUUACAAGAAGAUCGGUUACUACGACAGCUCUCAGAAGAACCUCUCCUGGUUUGGAAACGACGUGUGGAUAGGCGAUGGACCUCCGGCCGAUCGGACCGUGGUGAUUGAAGAGUACAGGUUCUUGUCUCAGAAGCUGUUUGCGGCCGUGUCCGUCUUCGCCGGCCUCGGGAUCCUGCUCGGCAUCGUCUGUCUCACCUUCAACAUCUACAACGGAAACGUCCGUUACAUCCAGAACUCUCAGCCCUACCUCAACAACAUGACAGCGGUGGGCUGCAUGAUGGCGCUGGCCGCAGUCUUCCCUCUGGGCAUCGACGGCCACCACGUCCACAGAUCCCAGUUCCCCGUCGUCUGCCAGCAACACUUGGAGCCAUGGAAACUCUACGCAACAGUUGGAGUGCUGCUGGCCAUCGACUUCCUGUCACUCAUGAUUUGGCAGAUUGUGGAUCCUCUGCACAUUACGGUCGAGAAGUUCACUAAGGAGGCCCCUAAAGAAGAUCUGGAUGUCCUGAUUCAGCCCUUGCUGGAGCACUGCAGCUCGGAGAAGAUGAACACAUGGCUCGGUGUGGUUUACGGCUACAAGGGUCUGCUGCUGCUGCUCGGUAUAUUUCUGGCUUACGAGACCAAGUCCGUCUCCACGGAGAAGAUCAACGACCACCGUGCCGUGGGGAUGGCCAUUUACAACGUGGCUGUGUUGUGCCUGAUCACGGCUCCGGUGACUAUGAUCCUGUCUUCGCAGCAGGACGCCUCCUUUGCCUUUGCCUCUCUGGCAGUCGUCUUCUCUGCCUACAUCACGCUGGUGGUGCUUUUUGUGCCCAAGAUGCGGCGUCUCAUCACCCGCGGCGAGUGGCAGUCGGAGCAACAGGACACGCUGAAGACCGGCUCGUCGACAAACAACAACGACGAGGAGAAAUCCAGGCAGCUGGAGCGAGAGAACAGGGAGCUGCAGAAGAUCAUCCAGGAGAAAGAGGAGCGGGUCUCGGCGCUCCGCAACCAGCUGGCUGAGCGACAGGCUCUCCGCAACCGCCGCCGACCGUCCACGGGCCAGAACCAGAACCACAACGCUCCGCCACCCUCCUCCCAGCCGGACCCCAAGUCCCUGCUUCCCCCGCCCGGCUACCCCAACCCCACCACGGACAAUCACUCGCUCCCGCCCUCCUUCUCCAACUCGUCCAACCUCUACCCGGCGGACAGCAAGAUGAGCCGCAACCACUGUCACAACAGCCAGAUCCCGCUGCUGUACAAGUAGGCGAGGCACGGGGUGGAGGGGGGUGAGGGGGUGAGGGGGUGAGGGUAGUGACACAGUGCACACAGGGGACACAAAACACAUGGAGACACUGUGACCAUCACAUGUUUUGUUGACGUGAGCACGGCGGUGCGGGGACA
This is a messenger RNA of Paralichthys olivaceus (Japanese flounder), 2381 nucleotides long. The record is from RefSeq and is a predicted model, not a curated record. NCBI's taxonomy places the organism in Eukaryota, Metazoa, Chordata, Actinopteri, Pleuronectiformes, Paralichthyidae.